Molecule: messenger RNA, 2949 nt
Organism: Cydia strobilella
Lineage: Eukaryota; Metazoa; Arthropoda; Insecta; Lepidoptera; Tortricidae
Product: bromodomain adjacent to zinc finger domain protein 2B-like
Exons: 6
Coding region: 90-725 (211 amino acids)
Cellular component (GO): chromatin
Molecular function (GO): protein binding
Source: RefSeq, a predicted model, not a curated record
CUCUCUCGCUAGCCAAGAAGCUGCGCAACACGAAGAAAAAGGACAGCAAGCAUAAAAACGUGAACACCAGCGUCGACGCCGAUCAGACUAUGGUGCCUAGUCCUGCGCCAUCGCACGCUUCCACUUCAACAUUAGCGGAGGACGCGAGCUGCGACGUGGCGCCGCCCGAGCCCGAGCCCGAGCCCGAGCCCGACCAGCCGCCGCCGCCGCCCCCACUACCGCCACCAGUACCACCAGAUUUGCCUGAAGACGGACCUCCGCCAGAAAAACGGCGCGCCCUACAGUACGUCGGCGGGAACGGGGCGCUGCAACACGACACUGACAGUGUGGACGGUACGAAAGGAAAAGAGCCGGACGCAGAAAACGUGCCGCUGCUGUCUCGCGCAAAGAAAGAGAAACACAACGCGAAAAAACUGCAGAAGGAACUGCAGUUUUGCAAGAACUUACUGUACGAGAUGGAAUGCCACGAACACGCUUGGCCGUUCCUGCUCCCUGUGAACACGAAGCUGUUCCCUCAGUACAAGAAAGUCAUCAAGUGUCCCAUGGACUUGUCCACCAUCAAGAAGAAACUGCAAGAUAACACGUACAAAUGCAAAGAAGAGUUCGCAUCAGACGUCCGCCUGAUAUUCAGCAACUGCGAGGUUUUCAAUGAAGAUUACAGCCCGGUCGGUCGCGCCGGACACAACAUGAGGGAGUUUUUCGACUCGCGCUGGGCGCAGAUAUAAACACUUUAUAGCCACCUGGUAUACCAGAAUGUCGCUGGGAUUCAAUGGCCUGACACUCUUUGAUAGAGAAAGAUAGUCUUAUUGCGAUUCCUAUAAGAGUAAAAUGAAAAUAGUGCCAUGCUUUGUCUUUAUCACCGACCUGGCUUUUUCAUGGUCGGGUUAUGGCAUCAUGUGGGCAUCAUGAGAGUAAAAGAGAAAAGACAUCGGACAUGGCAAACCGGAUAAAUCGCGUAGUAUACAUUUUAUAUGAAUAUUCUUUUUCUUACCCCCGGUCGCUCGGUGGCGCGUCUAUAACUACUUGUAUAUACUAUGUUUAUGCUGGGAUGGUAUCAACGCGUAGUCAUGUGACAGAAGCUAAUGUCAACACAGAUAUGGUGCCAAACAUGUAUUAAUGUCUGGUCGAUAUUCGGAAAUUGUGAAGUUCAACGUUAGUCUAUUUAAAACGCCACCUGUGACGGGCGACGGGACGUUACGUCAUGACUGACACGCCUCCCGCCGUGGGUGCAGUCUGUUCGACCCAGCAGCCUAUUUUUAAUAUGGGCGUUUUCUAAAAUGAAUAUUGAAAACCUUUCAAAUCUGGACAUUCUUGGGCUCAUUCCACUCUGAAUUGACAACAUUCUCCAUCUUGCCGUUAAAAAAAGAUGUUCCAAAAUGUCCAUUCCAUUACCUCACUUUUUAGUGUUAAUUUUUUUUCACGUGUAUGUGCGACGUAUUUGGAAUGUACAAUUUUCAUACAAACUUUUUGGACAUUUUUUUAUUACCAGGAUUGAAUAUGCUAGUGAUUCUGAGCUGAAAGAACCCAAAAACACCAGGAUCUGUAAGAAUCAGGUUUUCAAUAUUUAUUUUAGAUUUUGUCAAUAAAAUAAAAUGACUACCAAACAGGGCUGUUUGCGGCAUGGCGUAUUUUUUUAUCUCGACUGUUUAAAAUACCGACCUGCCAAUAUUGAUUAAUGAAAUGAGCUAUACCAUCGUUAAUAUUAUUAUCCAGGCCGAUCUUGGCCAAGUGACUAAGAAUAAAUGUCAAUCUAUGGCCGAUCUCGGCCAAGUGUCUAAGAAUCAAUGUCGGUCUAUGGCCGAUCUCGGUCAAGUGACUAAGAAUCAAUGUUGGUCUAUGGCUGAUCUCGGUCAAGUGACUAAGAAUCAAUGUCGGUCUAUGGCCGAUUUCGGCCAAGUGACUAAGAAUUAAUGUCGGUCUAUGGCCGAUUUCGGCCAAGUGACUAAGAAUCAAUGUCGGUCUAUGGCCGAUCUCGACCAAGUGACUAAGAAUUAAUGUCAAUCUAUGGCAGAUCUCGGCCAAGUGACUAAGAAUUAAUGUCAAUCUAUGGCCGAUCUCGGCCAAGUGACUAAGAAUAAAUGUCGAUCUAUGGCCGAUCUUGGCCAAGUGACUAAGAAUCAAUGAACCUAUGACUGAUAAGCAAGUAAAGCCGAGGUUAACAUGAACCUUCUAAUACUAACCGAUUUAUGACAAUGACAAGGCUCUUGAGAAUAUUCAAUAAAAAAAAUAGAAAGUAAAAGGUUAUUGAACUUUGUUGAUUACACGUUUAUUUAAAUGUGGCUUUCCAUCAGAGAAGGGUCCUUAUGCUUCAUCUACAAUAAGGAACUUUUUAUCAGAAUUUCUAUUGGAAUUUCAGAUGGAAAAGUCAUUAUUACACUUGAAGCAUAAGGACCCUCCUGUGAUGGAAAGCCACAAAUACACUGUAAAACUUUUAAAAAGGAUGACUUGAGUAAAUUUGACUUUUUUUUUCAAUAAUGUAAUUGUGAAAAUCUUGUUAUAAUGACUAUAUUUAAAGCAUUGCAUUCAGACCGUUGUAUAGAAUAAGUAAAAAAAAAGCUUAGUAAAAAGUCUUUACAGAAGUUUGAAAGUGUUAAUUUUAAUCAGUUCAGUGACCUUUUAUAUUCUAAUAAAGAUGACGACAAACAUUCCAAACAGAAUUGGAUUCUAAACACACGAGCGUAGGUCACGAAAACGUACUGACCUUAAGAAUCUCAUCGAGGAGAAAUUGUGAUUAUUCUAUAAAGCAACGCACACAUGUAAACGUUGUUGAGUGUAUUUAAUAUGUAGCUGACUGUACAUACUAGUGACUAAUAAGGAUAGAAUAAAAAAAGUAUUAAAUAGAGUUCUAUUUUUAAGCAUAGAGAAGAUAGAAGUAAUGAAUGUCGUUCGAACUUUUUUUUAUUUUGCGCUUUGCAACGAACCAGUAUUUACCCGUUGGGUAUUUUUUUU